CUUUAAUAAAAUGGAAAUACAACAAACAUCUUGAGCAUAAAGAUUUAUGUUUUAAUACCCAUAGUGUAUCUUUCUACUGAAAUUCUAAGUAUAUUAUUAAUGCAGCUCUUGCAUUAUUGCUACUGAAAAUAUACACUCCUGCAAUAGCUCUCGUCUAAUGUAACUUCUACCCUAAUCUCCUGAAGGAACAAUGUCUGGUGUGUGCUUUCUCCUUCUGAUGCUCCCUCUGCUAUCAGCUCAGACUUAUCACUGGGGUCCCUGUCCUACUCCGAAGGUGCAGCCCAACUUUAACCUUCAGCAGUACCUGGGUAAAUGGUAUGAGAUUGAGAAGCUGCCUGCUCCCUUUGCAAGAGGAAAGUGCAUUGAGAUAAACUACUCCAUUAGGAGAGAUGGGACCAUCCAGCUGUUGACCUCGCAGAUCUAUAAAGAUAAGAAGAGGCAUGCAGAAGGGACAGGUGUAGUUUCAGACCCACGAGAACCGGCCAAACUGGGAGUCAGUUUCUCAUAUUGUAAGUACUUAUUAUCCUUAUUUUAUCAACUAUUUGAUGAAACGUUGCAGUAUUCCUGCUUUACUGAGAUCAAAUUGUACGAAGUCUGGUGGUCCUUUGAAAUUACAUCUUGACAUUUGUAUUUUUUCACUCAAACACCUUCUGUUGGCUAUAAUUUGGAGCUGUCCAGUACUUUAGUUGAUGACAAUAUAGUGUGAGAUUGUGAGUAUACUGACAUGCUGAUACAAGCAUUUGCCUUAAAGCACUGUGAUACUGUACAGUUUUACAGUCAUGGCUGUAGCCGGUCUUAUUUAUUGAACCUGUUGUAUCAUCAUGAUGUUUUAAUGUCGUAAUUACCUUGACUAAUUUAUCAGUGGGCUGAUUUUAUCAACUCAUGUUACAUAUUUGCUGAUCUAUCAGUAUUAGCAUUUUAGCCAAUAAA
Haplochromis burtoni (Burton's mouthbrooder) is the source of this 930-nucleotide messenger RNA. Its product is annotated as apolipoprotein D. Bases 191 to 622 code for a protein of 143 amino acids. The record is from RefSeq and is a predicted model, not a curated record. Gene Ontology annotation, biological process: tissue regeneration; brain development; lipid transport. Lineage: Eukaryota; Metazoa; Chordata; Actinopteri; Cichliformes; Cichlidae. Gene Ontology annotation, molecular function: lipid binding. The transcript is spliced from 3 exons.